Messenger RNA from Nerophis lumbriciformis (worm pipefish), 7538 nucleotides. RefSeq names its product probable ATP-dependent RNA helicase ddx6. NCBI's taxonomy places the organism in Eukaryota, Metazoa, Chordata, Actinopteri, Syngnathiformes, Syngnathidae. Gene Ontology annotation, molecular function: nucleic acid binding; RNA helicase activity; ATP binding. The record is from RefSeq and is a predicted model, not a curated record.
UAAGAAGACGAAGAAGAAGGCGACCAUGUUGAUUUUAAGGCAAAACACAAUAGACGCGAUUUAUUUCAAGCACAGUUCAGCUAUUAAAGCCCAUUGCGACAUCGUGACUUGAAACCAACGUGAAAUUGACGUCCGUCUUGUGAAAUAUCGAAGAGCGCAGGUGGCACAUUUGAGUUGUUGGCAAGAUUGAGUGGAAAGCACCAGUGAUCACAGUCUCACUCCCACUAGUGACACGCCGACCUCCCAACCUCAACCAGCUGAAGCAGUUAAGAAACUGCGGACUAAAAGGGGUGGAAAAGCUUUUCUGGCUUUGGACUCGAUCCCCUCUUGUAUUUGUGAUACCCAUCAAGUGAAACUCAACGGAAGAACAUGUAAUUUUUUGGGAAGGACUUGUACAAAAUUGGACAUCUUAUUUUCCCAAGAAGGACGAUACUGAGUUAAUACUGUGGACUAAAAAAAAAAAGUCAAGGAAAUACUGUUAAACAGAAGAUUAUAUUGAAGAACCUAUUCCUACAGUACAGAGUUUGCCUUAGUUGUUCUAUUUCAGGACUUGCGCCACAUUUUAUACUUGUUCACAUAUAAUUUUCUAUAUUGUGAGCAAGUAUAUUCAUGCAUAUGAAUGCAAAUUUCUCUUCAUUUUGAAGAGUUUCUCGUGUAUAAAGUUGUGUUUUGUGUUUCUUGUACGUCAGUCGCUCUUUUUUAAGGGGACCGAGCUGCACGUACGCGCGUGUUUGUGUGUGUGUGUGUGUGUGUGUGUAUAUAUAUAUGUAAAUAUUACCAGUUGACUGCUGGUUUAAAAGCUGUCAGCUUAAUCGAAUAUAUUGUUUGUUGAUGCUUUAUUAAUAUUUUUUACAUUUUUGAAGAUAAUUUUUUUAGUAAAAACAAACUUGAGGAAAGAUUGUUUGGGGGAAAAAACAAAAAAAACAAGCAAAGAAAAUAAAGGGCGGAGAAAUGGCAGCGCCGAGAACAGAAAACGUUGGCCCACUUGUGAUGGGACUGAACAAGCAGAACGGGCAGCUCAGAGGACAGACCAAACCAGCUUCAGUCCAGCCAGGACCCGCAACUCAAGCGAAGGGGCUGGGAGCUCUCCAGAAACCAGGCGGUGCGUCUCAAGAAGGUGGAGGUAUUAAAUUUGGGGACGACUGGAAAAAAAGCCUACAGCUCCCUCCCAAAGACAACAGGGUCAAAACCUCAGACGUGACCAGCACUAAGGGGAAUGAAUUUGAGGAUUACUGUCUGAAACGGGAACUUCUGAUGGGCAUUUUUGAGAUGGGCUGGGAGAAGCCAUCUCCAGUGCAGGAGGAAAGUAUUCCCAUUGCCCUGUCUGGAAGGGAUAUUUUGGCUCGGGCCAAGAAUGGAACCGGGAAAAGCGGAGCCUAUCUCAUCCCAAUGCUGGAAAGGAUAGACCUCAAAAAGGACCACAUACAAGCAAUGGUAGUCGUGCCUACUCGAGAGUUGGCACUGCAGGUGAGCCAGAUCAGCAUUCAGAUCAGCAAACAUAUGGGAGGAGUCAAAGUCAUGGCCACCACCGGGGGAACCAACCUACGAGAUGACAUCAUGCGCCUGGAUGAGACUGUGCACGUGGUCAUUGCCACACCUGGUAGGAUUCUGGAUUUGAUAAAGAAAGGUGUGGCAAAGGUGGAUAAAGUCCAAAUGAUGGUGAUGGAUGAGGCUGAUAAACUGCUGUCUCAGGAUUUUGUGGUGCUCAUCGAGGAUAUCAUUAGCUUCCUGGCCAGGCAGAGGCAGAUCCUGCUCUACUCGGCAACCUUCCCCAUCAGCGUGCAAAAAUUCAUGGCCAAGCACCUGCAGAAACCAUACGAGAUCAAUCUGAUGGAGGAGCUGACUCUGAAGGGCAUUACUCAGUAUUAUGCCUACGUCACAGAGAGACAGAAAGUGCACUGCCUCAACACACUCUUCUCCAGGCUUCAAAUCAACCAGUCGAUCAUCUUCUGUAACUCCACACAGCGGGUAGAGCUCUUAGCCAAGAAGAUCACGCAGCUGGGCUACUCGUGUUUCUACAUUCAUGCAAAGAUGAUGCAGGAAUAUAGAAACCGUGUGUUCCAUGACUUCAGGAAUGGACUGUGCAGGAAUCUGGUCUGCACUGAUCUCUUCACAAGAGGUAUAGACAUUCAGGCCGUCAAUGUGGUCAUCAACUUUGACUUCCCCAAGAAUGCAGAGACAUACCUCCAUCGUAUUGGACGAUCAGGGAGGUUCGGUCACUUGGGUUUGGCCAUCAACUUGAUCACGUCCGAAGACCGCUUCAACCUGAAGACCAUCGAAGACCAACUGGUGACCGACAUCAAGCCCAUUCCCGGCAGCAUCGACAAGAGCCUCUACGUGGCAGAGUUCCAUUCAUCCGGCGCCGACUGCGAGGUGGAGGAAGUCCUGGAGAAAUCGGGACGCCCACAGGACAGCGCCUAAAUCUGGACUUGCAGGACUCCAUAGGCUUUUGCACACUUCAGGCACCUCUUCAACAUUACACUUGUUUUCAAAGCCUGCUAAAUUGUGACAGAGGCUUUUUUGUUUUGUUUUUUGUUUUCAUUUGUUUGAAAUUGUUUCUGCCUUUUCAUCAAAGAACUGCGUGACGGAAAAGUGAACUAUCUCGAUUUGCAUCCACUCCACACUGAGAUUGUUGCAAGAACAAAGUUCUCAGUGAGCUUUGCAACGUACAAUACCGUCAAAUCUGUUCUGAACCUGUCGUCCUUAGAGGCCGACAAGCGUCUCUUUUAAGUAUCAGAACACCAGCCAUCUUUCAGUACACUGUUACCACUUAAGUGCCUUACAUCCUCCCAUUCAUCCUCUCAUAGCCUGUCGCGCAAAUGAAUGAAAUAAUAGCUCAUUAACUCCCAACACAUCCAUUAUGCAACAGUAUCUUUCUGUGAGAUGUGUCAAGAAAACCUUCAAAUGUUAUUUAAUGUGAAUGUUGCAAUAAAAACGGCAGCUUUACUUAAAUAGUGCGCGACUGUUUUAACCCAUUUAGAAUGAAUUAAUAAAGACGCAGAAGGGGACUCAUGCAACCCUGCAGAAAUCAGUUCAGUUUCAUAGCGGCCUUAUGCUGUUCCUUUGUACUCUUACACAUCCAGAAAGGAGAAAAAUCUCGUAUCCAAAACAUAGGGAAUGGUUCAAAACAGUCUUGAUUACGGAAUAAUGGUAAUGGUGUUGAUAAGCUAAACAGGAUAAUGAGAAGUGGUGGUGCAAAGCGGUAGUUCACCUUUCUGUUAGGUUCUUUCUCCCACAUGUUUAUGCUUUCCAUUUGCAAUAUGGACACUUAAGAUUUUGUUAUCUGCAAAUCUAAAGAUGUUUUUUUUUUUAGUCCCCACCUUGACAAACUGAAAUAGGUGAAUGUACAGUACAGGCCCAAAAUUUGGACACACCUUCUCAUUUCAAUGCGUUUUCCUUAUUUUUAUGACUAUUUACAUUGUAGAUUGUCACUUGAAGGCAUCGAAACUAUGACACCUGUGAAGUGAAAACCAUCACCUCUUGAAGCUCAUAUAGAGAAUGCCAAGAGUGCGCGAAAAAGUAAUCCGAGCAAAGGGUAGCUAUUAUGAAGAAACUUGAAUAUGAAACAGGUUUUUGGUUAUUUCACCUUUUUUUGUUAAGUACAUAACUCCACAUGUGUUCAGUCAUAGUUUUGAUGCCUUCAGUGACAAUCUACAAUGUAAAUACUGUAUUUUUCGGAGUAUAAGUCGCACCUGCCGAAAAUGCAUAAUACAAAAGGAAAAAAACAUAUAUAAGUCGCACUGGAGCCCGGCCAAACUAUGAAAAAAAACUGCGACUUAUAGUCCGAAAAAUACGGUAGUCAUGAAAAUAAAGAAAAGUAAUUGAAUGAGGAGAAGGUGUGUCCAAACUUUUGGCCUGUACUGUCUAUGGCGCCAACCAAGGGCCUACGCAUAUCAUUAGACAGCACUUGUGUUGAAGUAUGUGCUUUGCUUCGGUUCCAUCUAUUGCAGGCUAAAUAUGUUUUUUUUUAGUCCCCUCCUUGACAAACUGAAAUAGGUGAAUGUACAGUACAGGCCCAAAGUUUAGACACACCUUCUCAUUUCAAUGGGUUUUCCUUAUUUUUAUGACUAUUUACAUUGUAGAUUGUCACUUGAAGGCAUCAAAACUAUGACACCUGUGAAGUGAAAACCAUUUCAGGUGACUACCUCUUGAAGCUCAUAUAGAGAAUGCCAAGAGUGGGCGAAAAAGUAAUCCGAGCAAAGGGUAGCUAUUUUGAAGAAACUAGAAUAUGAAACAUGUUUUCGGUUAUUUCACCUUUUUUUGUUUAAGUACAUAACUCCACGUGUGUUCAUUCAUAGUUUUGAUGCCUUCAGUGACAAUCUACAAUGUAAAUUAGUCAUGAAAAUAAAGAGAACUAGUUGUAUGAGGAGAAGGUGUGUCCAGGCCAAAAGUUUGGACACACCAUCUCAUUUCAAUGCGUUUUCCGUAUUUUUAUGACUAUUUACAUUGUAGAUUGUCACUUGAAGGCAUCAAAACUAUGACACCUGUGAAGUGAAAACCAUUUCAGGUGACUACCUCUUGAAGCUCAUAUAGAGAAUGCCAAGAGUGGGCGAAAAAGUAAUCAGAGCAAACGGUGGCUAUUUUGAAGAAACUAGAAUAUGAAACAUGUUUUCGGUUAUUUCACCUUUUUUUGUUUAAGUGCAUAACUCCACAUGUGUUCAUUCAUAGUUUUGAUGUGACAAUCUACAAUGUAAAUAGUCAUGAAAAUAAAGAAAAGUAAUUGAAUGAGGAGAAGGUGUGUCCAAACUGUACUGUCUAUGGCGCCAACCAAGGGCCUACGCAUAUCAUUAGACAGCACUUGUGUUGAAAUAUGUGCUUUGCUUCGGUUCCAUCUAUUGCAGGCUAAAUAUGUUUUUUUUUAGUCCCCACCUUGACAAACUGAAAUAGGUGAAUGUACAGUACAGGCCCAAAGUUUAGACACACCUUCUCAUUUCAAUGGGUUUUCCUUAUUUUUAUGACUAUUUACAUUGUAGAUUGUCACUUGAAGGCAUCACAACUAUGACACCUGUGAAGUGAAAACCAUCACCUCUUGAAGCUCAUAUAGAGAAUGCCAAGAGUGGGCGAAAAAGUAAUCCGAGCAAAGGGUAGCUAUUUUGAAGAAACUAGAAUAUGAAACAUGUUUUCGGUUAUUUCACCUUUUUUUGUUAAGUACAUAACUCCACAUGUGUUCAUUCAUAGUUUUGAUGUGACAAUCUACAAUGUAAAUAGUCAUGAAAAUAAAGAGAACUAGUUGUAUGAGGAGAAAGUGUGUCCAGGCCAAAAGUUUGGACACACCUUCUCAUUUCAAUGUGUUUUCCGUAUUUUUAUGACUAUUUACAUUGUAGAUUGUCACUUGAAGGCAUCGAAACUAUGACACCUGUGAAGUGAAAACCAUCACCUCUUGAAGCUCAUAUAGAGAAUGCCAAGAGUGGUCGAAAAAGUAAUCCGAGCAAACGGUGGCUAUUUUGAAGAAACUAGAAUAUGAAACAUGUUUUCAGUUAUUUCACCUUUUUUUGUUGAAUACAUAACUCCACAUGUGUUCAGUCAUAGUUUUGAUGCCUUCAGUGACAAUCUACAAUGUAAAUAGUCAUGAAAAUAAAGAGAACUAAUUGAAAGAGGAGAAGGUGUGUCCAAACUGUACUGUCUAUGGCGCCAACCAAGCACCUACGCAUAUCAUUAGACAGCACUUGUGUUGAAAUAUGUGCUUUGCUUGGGUUCCAUCUAUUGCAGGCUCCCGUUUAAGUUUCUGCAGCUGCACCAAUAUCUUUUAUUUUUUAUUUUUAUCUUUGCUAAGAAGGAGAGGAUUAUGUGUCUAAUGAAGAGUGGGCGGGUCGCUGGAUUUGAAAGCAAAAUUGUAGCAUCUUUGAAGAGGCAGCUGUGACUUUCUUUAGUUUUUUUUUUUUGUUUGUUUUUUUGGUCCUCCCUCAACCAAGACAAAAAAACGUACUCCAAAAAUUAUAAUUUUUGUUUUUUUCUCAACUUUUUUUUUUUUUUGAGGUUUCUUUCAGCUGUGAGGACUUAAGCACUGGAUUUGGGUGGGUUAGUACUUAAAAAUGUCCAGCAAAAUGAUGGACCGACUGAUUUGACCAUUGAAAGGUACAAAUUAUAUUCAAUGCUCUUUUUAAAAAAAUGGCCAUUCAAAAGUAUAAAUUAUAUUAAAUGUUUUUUUUUUAAUAUGGAGCAAAUGCUAAAUUACUAAAAAAAAGCAUUUAAGAUCUAUAAUCCUUUAACCUAUUCAGGUGAUGGAUGGUACUUUUUGUUUACAAUUAAAACAACAACUUUGGUUCGGGUACCUGGGAAUAGGAAGGUUUUUUUGUUGUUGAAAUAAAUUUUCAGGAAUUACACUGAAGCAAAACCAAAAAAAAGUGGAAACUGAGGAGUUUGGUGUCUGUCGUGAGAGUGAGUGAGUGACUUUUUGUGUCCAAUCACGUUUGUAUGCGUCUUCCAACUACACUGGACUGACUGUACUACCUUGCAAUACAACCUGCGUGGUUAGAAAUAUUUAAAAAAUAAUAAGAGUCAGUCCUUGUGUCAGUUUGAGGUUGCAUGGAAAUGUAACAGUCUGUUCCCCCCCCCCCCGCCCCCCCCCCCCCCCUCAUUUGAUGACACAAUGUCUUAAAUCUGAAUGAGUCGUUUUUCCAUUUGCUCGGGUGACUCCCAUCCUCCAACUCCAUAGCAAACGUCUCAUUCCCAAACAUUUGUUUUCAUUCCACGAUCUCCACUGUGACCCGCAGACUUUCUCCCAAAGGGCCUUUUUAUAUACAGGUUUUUUAUUUUAACAUAAUCGAAAGCCGGGUAACUUAUUUUGUUUAAUUGAAUCUGUUUUGCCGCCUCCUUAAUGAUUAAGAUAAACUCGUAACCUAGCCGGUGGUCACAAUGGAGAUCACACUGAAUGGCGGUAUGAAUUUUGGCUAUGUUUUUUGUCAUCUGAGUUAAAAACAGUUCAUGUUUGUAUGUUUGUGUGUGUGUGUGUGUGUGUGCUUGUCCCACAGGGUCAGGCAUGCAAAAACCUGUUUAGUAAAUGGGCGGCAAAAUGACGAUUUGAUGAUUUCUGCUUCAGGUACACUUUGGUAAUGAGUGGCAAAAAGACCGAGGCUAAUAUUCCUUUCUACGGCUGAAACACUAAUGUCAAACCCAGCCACGCUUCAGAGGAAAAUUAAUUGCUCAACUCUAGAUUUGUUGUAAGCCGAGAAGACAUGUACUACUGAAGUUCCUGCAGCAAAAAUAGAAACCGGUGAAUUGAUUUUUGUGUGUUAGUCAACGUAACACACAUGGAGUGGCAACAGGAUUCUCAAUUGUCUUGACAUUGUCCGUGUUAUUUCUGUUUGAAUAAUGCAUAAGCCUGUAAAUUGGACUUUGCUCACUCAAACGAGUGAAACUAUUUAGGAAAUCUGCAACAACAACAACAACAAAAAUAAUUGGUAUUUUGUUAUUUCCUGACAAAAGUGCAUGGAGCAAUGCAAAGGCAAUUCAGAAAAGCGUUGCUCACUCCGCCCUCUACUGUUGUAAUUUGGAACUACACGCGGGGGCUGCGAAAUUCAAUAAAUUACUCAAAUAAC